This is a messenger RNA of Adineta ricciae, 5307 nucleotides long. The record is from the annotation of a GenBank genome assembly. NCBI's taxonomy places the organism in Eukaryota, Metazoa, Rotifera, Eurotatoria, Adinetida, Adinetidae.
AUGACAGUAAUAAGUAUCAUACUUUUUCUUCUUAUUUUACCAUGUGUUGAUGUAACAAUUUAUGUUUACAAUACUGUAGACAGUAAUUCCGUUGAGUUUUAUGAUUGUAUCCUUCAUGAUGGUUUAUUUUAUUGUCGACGUCCAAAUGAACCAAUGAUUCUAAAUAGAAGCAAUGAUACAAUGCAAUGUUAUCACAAUGGAACUCGUCAUUUAUUAUCGAAAAUGUAUUCUGAUAAAAUUAAGAUAAGUACUGUUUUACAUGAAUGGAAGUCAAGUAUUGAAAUGGUUGAACAAUAUGUACGCUAUAUGAAUAAUCGGGAAAAAGUUGAUCAAUACAUGUGUGAAUGUAUAACUUUUCAAUCUUUUGGAAAGAACUGCGAAUAUCUAUUGCCAAUAGGUAGAAUAUUUGCUGAAACUCUUAGCGCAGAAAACUCAUUGAAAAGAUACUAUCCACGGUAUAAUCAACGAUAUGGUAAUAUUGUUUAUUAUAGAACAUUGGAAUGUAAUUCAGGUCUUUUACAUUUGGACUGGAGAGAUAUUUGUGAUGAUAUUCAACAAUGUAUGUCUGGAUUAGAUGAAAUUAAUUGUGAUCUACUUGAGUACAAUGAAUGUGAAGAUGAUGAAUAUCGAUGUAUGAAUGGCAUGUGUAUUCCUGAAGAAUAUUUUCUCGAUGGCGAAUUCGAUUGUUUAGAUUGGAGUGAUGAAGUACAAUAUUAUGAUGAUACGAAUUGUCCCAUAGAAAGUGCAAGUAUUCAAUGUGAUGAUCGAAUUUGUCCACCGAGUCAAUGGUCAUGUGGUGAUGGACAAUGUAUUACUGAUCGAUUUGAAUUUCAAAAAUUAUCACAAAUCAAAUCAGAAUGUCGAAGUCGACGUGAACAAUAUUUUAUUUGUGAAACACAUUAUGUUCGACCAAUGUGGACAUUACCGACUGGUCGAUGUAAUGAUGGUAUGGAGUAUGAAGAAUCAAAUGUAAACAAUUAUACGUCUUCGAAACGUUGUGAGUAUCUCCUCAAAUGUGCUCUAUCGAAAGGAGCAGAAAAGAAUUGUCCGUGUAAAAAUUUUUUCUCGUGUGCUCAAGAAAUUCUUACUAUAUGUCCUUCACCAUAUAUUCAAUAUCCAGCUGGUGCACUAAUGACUCCCUACAUUCUUUUUUUCUAUAAUCGAAAAAGAAAUUCUUCAUAUUCUUCAGUAAGACCAGAUUUCUCUUGGAUUAAUGGAACAAUUAAAUGUGAUGGAAUACGAACUGAUAUAUCUGGUCGACGCUUUUCAAAUAUUACAACAAUUGAACAAAUGACAGACUCAUUAUGUCGAUAUUUGAAGAAUCAAUCUGUAUUUAAUAACUACACGUAUGAUCAAUCCUGUUAUAAUCAAUCAUUAACUUUCAAUAAUCGUCCAUAUAGUUCAAGUAAGAUUUGUAAUAAAUCGGAAAAAUGUCUUUCAACUUAUCGUAUCAAAGAUGGUUUUGUCAAUUGUUUUGAUCAGAUGGAUGAAAUAGAAGAUAUCUCUACUUUUAAUAUAUGUUCGUCUCAACAUCGACGAUAUCGUUUUCGAUGUUUUAAUAACGAAUCAACUUGUUUGAGCAUUAUUACUCUCGGAAAUAAUAGAAUUGAUUGUAAAAAUAAAUUUGACGAAUUAUGGUUCGGAACAAAUAUCAAAUUAGCAAAUAUAAAUUGUAAUAAAAUAUGGAAAUAUGAAUGUGAAUCUCUUCGACAAUAUGUUGAACAAUCAUGGCUUUUAAGUACUACAAGUGAACAUAUUCAACACUUCCGAAUACCAUUUCGUCAAUAUUGUGAUACAUUCUGGAAUUUAGCAUUAAAAGAAGAUGAAAAUAUAGACGAAUGUAAAAAAUGGUGGGUAUGUACAGAUCAACAAUGGCAGUGUCAUACUGGUCAAUGUAUCGAUCCAUUAUGGGUACUUGAUGGACAAUGGGAUUGUCCUGAUGCAUCAGAUGAAGAUAAUCUAUUAUUCUACUCAUCGAAUUCCAAGCGAAAUUUACAAUUAGUCAAUGAAUCGGAGCUUAAUAAGAGGUUUAAGAAACACAAUAAAUCGUUACCUUUUUCGACUAUUUGUAAUUUAACAACACAUUUUCCAUGUUACUCUGUUAAUAUUUCUGAUCCACUAGAUAAUUUAAUAUAUAAUCGACUUUGUAUCCGUCGGGAUCAGAUUGGAGAUGGUCAUAUUGAUUGCUAUGGAGCUAUUGAUGAGCGUAACACUAUAGCGCAUUGUGAACAAACAACAAUGCUUGGAUAUAAUUUCAAAUGUAGUUCCAAUGAUCAAUGUAUUCCAUAUUGGGAUCAUUGUUUUGGAGAUCGAUGUAAAAUAGAUUCCGAUGAUCAGAUCUGGUGUGAGUUUCGACAAAAUUUAACUGACUACGACAGUCUCUCGGAUGCUCUUUGCUUUAAUGGUACAUGGAUAAAAAAUACUCGAUGCAAUCGAAUAUCAGAUUGCUUAUAUGGAGAAGAUGAAUAUAUGUGUGAAUAUCAAAAUAUUUCGAAAUUAACUGGUGUUCCAUAUCGUAAAGAUAAAGAAAAAAAUACCACAAGUGUCGCAUAUAUACUUGGAGCAAUUCGAUUUCCAUUAAAUUCAAACAUCACUCAGUCGGUUACAGGCUCAGUUUCCGUCACAUUACCAACUAUAUCAACGAAUCUGACAGCAUCACCAAUUGCCUAUCGAUGUAAUCGAGGUGUUGGUAUAAAAGUCCAUAAUGGUUCAAUUGCUUGUUUCUGUCCACCUCAAUAUUAUGGUGACACAUGCCAAUUUCAUACUGAUCGAAUCAUAGUUCUUCUUCAUCUUAAUCUAUCUCAAUCGAUCUACACGGUGAAUAGUGAUGUUAAUAUUGUACUCAAAAUGAUAGUUCUAUUUGUUUUCAAUGAUGAAAUAAUUACUAAUCAUGUAUUUCAUGUUCGACCCUCGUCGGAAAUGUUUAUUUAUACAAAAAAAAUGAUACAUUUUCUCUACUCUCGUUCAUCAUCAUUACUACAACAUAAAAUACAACGAUAUUUUAAUCGAUCAAAUAUUGUCGAUAAUCAUCCUUAUUCAAUUCGUAUUGAGAUGUACGAAAGACAAAAGUCGUACGAACCUUUACUCAUAGCUGUAUGGAAAUAUCCGAUUUAUUUCGAUUUUUUGCCUGUCUUUCGUUUAGCUAAAGUUCUUCAUUUAACUAAAUUAAAUUUUAAACAAAAUACCUGUUCGAGUAAUCCUUGUAAUCCACAUCAAGAUUGUCAACCACUACAAAAUGAUCAAACAAAAUACAUUUGUCUUUGUAAAAGUCAUUUCAAAGGUGAAAAUUGUUCAAUUGUAGAUCAACAAUGUCUUGAUAAUUAUUGUAUGAAUGGAUCUUUAUGUAAACCUAAUUAUCGAGGUAUAUUAAUUGGAAAUAGUUUACCCUAUUGUAUUUGCUUGUUCGAUUAUUUUGGAGAUCAAUGUGAAAUUCGACAUGAUCGAUGUAGAUUGACACCUUGUCUUAAUAAUGGUUCUUGUUAUGCUACUUCUAAACCAGAUACUAUUGCAUGUUCAUGUACUGAAGGAUAUUAUGGUAAACAUUGUGAACUACCAAAACCUCAAAUAAAAUUGCUUAUUGAUGAAAUGAUUAAUCAUGAUGGAGCUGUUAUUCAAUAUUUUGAUAUUGAUUUUCUAUCAUUGAAUCUUAUCCUCGUUCGACAACAAGUCUAUCGAACUGUUCCAACUUUAAUUGAAUAUCGACAUAAUCAAAAGACGAUACCAGAAAUUAUUGUAGCAAAAGUCUAUUCUAAUCAGAUCGACAAUUCGGCGGAACUAUAUUUGCUUUCUGUCCAUGUUAACGUUACUUCAAUCUAUGCUAUUACUCAAAUAAUCGAACAAAAUCGAUGUGCUCAUUUACAUACCUUGAUUUCCAAGAAUGAAACUGAACGUAAUUUAAACUAUUCACCCAUUAAAUAUCAUCGUCUAUGCCAGAUUAAUGUAAACCUAGUAUGUUUUCAUGAUGGUUUUUAUCUAUGUAUUUGUGAUGAAAAUCAUAAUCGAACAGAAUGCUUUCGUUAUGAUGAUAAACUUGAUCAUUGUACUUAUUGUCUUGCAGGUGGUCGUUGUGUAAAAGGAGAUCCAUUACAGUUGAAUGAUUUCAUUUGUAUAUGUCCAGCGUGUCAUUCAGGUACUAAAUGUCAAUUUAAUUCGAAUUCAUUUGGUUUUACUCUUGAUCAACUUUUCUUCGCUGAUCUUACUUCUAAUAAUCAAAAAAUAACAUUUCGAUUACUGAUCAUUUUACCUCUUCUUCUAUUUUUACUAGCAUUACCAAAUAAUAUCUUUUCUUUUCUCACUUUUCAUCGUCCAAAUUGUCUUCACAAUGGUAUUGGUCAAUAUUUACUCUAUAUGAGUAUUAUCAAUAAAUUGAAUCUUGGAAUGUUGGUUGCUCGUCUAAUUCAUUUAACAAUUCAAACUACAGCUUUACAUUCACAUCCAUUGAUCGAUCAUUAUUUUUGUAAGAUAUGUAGUUAUCUUCUUACAUCAUCUAGUCGAAUGGUUUAUUGGCUUUCAUCACUAAUAGCUAUUGAACGUGUGUAUAUGAUACUCUUUCUCAAUCGACGUUGGCUAUGUAAACCACAUAUUGCUCGUCGUUUAAUUGUUCUCACUUUUACAGGUAUUUUAAUUAGUGAUAUACCCGAACUUUUAUUCACUAAAUCAUUAUCUGGUAUUCAUAAUGACGGUGGCGGUAUGUGUAUUAUUGAGUUUUCAAUUUCUACUCGAUCGAUCUGGUUGAUGUAUCAUCGUAUUAUUUCUGUUAUUAAUUCUAUUUUACCACUAUUGAUCAAUAUUUGUUGCACCCUCACGAUAAGUUGCGUAGUGACGAAAAAAAAGAUGAAUACACGUACAAUAAUUGCUCGUAUGUAUUUUGAAAGUGUGAUGAGAUAUGGAGUUUUAUAUCUAUUUUUAGAUACUGGAAUUGAAACGAAACAUCAGAAUGAAUCAAUUUUAGUUAACUAUCGAAAUUAUCUUCAGUUUGUGUUCAAUGUAUUGAGUGACAAUAAAGAGUUGAUAAUUGGACCGAGUAUUACUCUCGUUCCACAAUUAUUCUCAUUACCACUUUUUAUAAUUUCGUUUACAUUAUAUUGUCAAAAUUUAGAAAAUAGUCAAAUGCGAUAUCUUCUGAUUGUUUCCUAUUUUACUUCAUUUAUUCCACAAAUAAUUAGUUUUAUGUUGUAUAUUUUCCCUUCAUCGUUCUAUUCAACCGAAUGGCAUGCGACUAGAAUUGGUCGAUCGAUAUCUGCCUUCUUUCCAGUUAAUCGACCAACAAUUCCAACAAUAACGAUUACGGCGACUCCCAAAGAAUAG